UUCACUUCUCGUUCCGUUUUCGAACUGGAUAGGUCUCUUACCUCCAGUAUCGUAUUCCUCAAAAUUCCAUCUAAAUUUCCAGGGUCAAAUAUUUUUCAAAAAACCACCACCCCUUCGGUCAAAAGUUCCAAAUUUUAGUUUCAGGAUGACAUUGAAUGUGAGUCAAUCUCGAGCCUUGUUACGGCCCUCAUCAAUUCUGUUGGGUGCCGUGCAAGAAUGUGUGCGAUUCGCUUCGGGUUGUGAGAAGGGCGAGGGCAAAAACCUAUGCCCCAAGGUACUGACAAAGUUUCCUUGUGGUAAACCUGAAAUUCAGGCGAAGCCGAAGAAGAAGAGAUUGAUAGUCAAGGCUCCGUCGAUGUGGCUGAACCCAUUUUGCGACCCAGAUGACACGACUUGCCCGUUCAAUCCACGAUUCGAUGACAUCUAUUACGUGGAAUCUGAUAAGGCCAAACGAAAGUACUGGCAGACAUGGGUGGCCUGUCCUCCUCUCAAAAUCAAGCCCAAAAAGAUUUGUUGCUUUGCCAAAGCUAAACCAGCGCCGAUCAAGCGUCGUAAGCCCGCAUUUAAACCAUCGACCGCCUGUCCUCAGCCAUGCCCAGAAGAAUCGAGUGAGGCUUGUCCUAAGCUGGCGCGUCGCUGCCAUCGUGACGGCCGUAGGCCUCCAACGUGCAAAAGAGAACGGGGACCCUUGAACUGUGUAAAGCCCCGAACGCCGUAUCCCUCGUUCUCAGAGUGCCAGCGCGAUAGGCCCGGACCCCUGCCCCUGAAGGAGUGCACUUGCUUGGUGAAACCGAUGCUUUGCGAAAUUUGGGCCGAAUUCCGCAGAAAAGCCACUUUUAAGAAGUAAAAGCUUUUAUUAUCAAUGUGUUUCCCUGAGUGCCUGGAGGAUAUUGGAUGUGUGAUCAUGAAAACGGGUUCUUGGCCAGGUUCGUAACGAGGGUCCAGAGCAAUGGAUUGCAGUCGCUGUACGUUCGCUCGCAGUCUGCUCCGCCAAGUCCGGCGUCCCGGGCGUGCAAGUACUUACUGGCCACAUUGUCCAGGCUCGGUCUAAGAAAAUUUCAAAGUUCAUUUGUAUCUCGAUUCGAACUUAUAAUUUUACUUACACCA
Molecule: messenger RNA, 1107 nt
Organism: Drosophila eugracilis
Lineage: Eukaryota; Metazoa; Arthropoda; Insecta; Diptera; Drosophilidae
Exons: 1
Coding region: 146-847 (233 amino acids)
Source: RefSeq, a predicted model, not a curated record